This is a messenger RNA of Ctenocephalides felis (cat flea), 621 nucleotides long. RefSeq names its product nascent polypeptide-associated complex subunit alpha-like. Lineage: Eukaryota; Metazoa; Arthropoda; Insecta; Siphonaptera; Pulicidae. The record is from RefSeq and is a predicted model, not a curated record. The coding region runs from base 1 to 621 and encodes 206 amino acids. Gene Ontology annotation, biological process: protein targeting to membrane. Gene Ontology annotation, cellular component: nascent polypeptide-associated complex; cytoplasm. The transcript is spliced from 2 exons.
AUGCCUUAUAUAACUGAAUUAAAUUGCGUAGAUGCAAACUUUGGAACAUUUCAAACGGCUGCAAGUGACAGUGAUUCCGAUGACCAGGCCCCGGAUAUUACGGAAAAUAGUGUCAGCACUUCCUUCAGCAGGACAUCAGGAGCUACGCACUCGGAAGGAAAAGCAAAAACAUCUAGAGCUGAGAAAAAAGCCCGAAAAAUGAUUUCCAAAUUAGGUCUUCGACCCGUCCCGGGUAUCGUUCGCGUAACAAUACGGAAAAAUAAAAAUAUAUUGUUUGUUAUAACAAAUCCGGCCGUUUUUAAAACCCACCACAGUGAUACUUAUAUUGUUUUGGGCGAAGCUAAGAUAGAAGAUUUGUCUCAGCAAGCGCAAAUGAACGCUGCAGAGAGAUUUAAGGCUAAUUGUUUGGGUAUAACCCAUGGUCGAGAAAUAUGCAGCUCGGCGGCUGUCUGUACUGACUCUGAUGAUUCAGAUUCUGAUGAUAAUCCUGCAUUUGGCCUAGAGGAAAAGGAUGUCGAAUUGGUGAUGUCCCAGGCCAAUGUGAGCAGAACCAGAGCUAUUCGAGCACUUCUUCGUAAUGAUAAAGAUAUUGUUAAUGCCAUCAUGGAAUUGACCAUGUGA